GCUAUGUCGCAAUUAAUUCGUGAUUGACAUUCGCUUUAAUAAAUGGAGUUGUAGUGCUGUUUGAUGAUUAUCAUAUGAUAUAUACAAAUCACAAUGUUAAUAUUAUUGAUUAAAAUAAUUAACAUGUAACUAGUUUCUGUUUUAACUUGCUGUUACUGGAUAUAACAUUAUAACUACAGUAUUACGUUAAAAUUAUUUUUCUGGUAUUAACGUUUACUGAAUAAUAGGCUUAGUACAUUAAAUUUUAACGUAGUCGGCUCAGCUUGCUGAGAUAAAUCUUCCUUGAAUUUGAAAGCGAAAGUCAAAGUGUCAUCAACAACGACAAAAAUGGGUCAGAUGGAAUGGGCUGUUUGGGCAAAUGAACAAACUUUGGCAAGCUCGUACAUUUUGAUCAUAGGAGCAUCAGUUGGACUUUGUGGAAUAUUUGAUAAAUGGGGAAUAGCUGUCUUUGGCCUAAUUACAGGAAUUGGUGUGCUAUUUAUUGAGUUUCCAAGAGGCUUGAAUAAAAAAGGACAAACAAAAAAGAGGAGGUUGCAGGAAUGCAUUGUUCUUUAUGUUUCUGCUACUGGACCACUUGCACGAAACUAUUAUGUCCGCUUUUGUGUAUACAUGUGCAUUAUGUUGGCUGUGGAUCGUGUGUUUUUGCCUAGCAAUGCCUUGUUGUUUCAUGCUUCCAACAUUUUUGGGUGGAAUGUGUUUGUUCAUGGGUGCUUUCAUCUACUUGAUGGCAGCUGUUAAUGGUGAAUCAUGGAAACCAGGUGUUGAAAAAAAACCUGAAACACAACUUUCACAAGAAAGAACAGAAAAAUCUCCAAGAUUGACUCAUCGCUUUGUUGAUGCAAAUGAUUGUCAGGUUUCCUUGUCUAUCACUGAAAUGCGAGAAACAGUUGUUUGAAAUAAGAUUCUCUUCUGACGUGCCAAAUCUAAUUCAGUAUACUUAUACAAGCUUUUAUAGACAUAUAAAUGUCAUUUGUUUUUUUUUAUUAUUAUUUUAGUGUUUUUAACUUUUUACAUAUAAAAAUAUGGUUUGAUAUGUCGACAUUUUAUAACAUAUUAAGCAUUUUUUACUUAAAUAUAUAAAAAUACACUAUGUUGACUACAUGUAUGUAGUAGACCUAUUAAGUGUUGGAAAUGGCUUGGAGAGAAACUUUGUUGAACCUUUCUGAACUUAUUGUUCUCAUGCCACGGGCUGUAACACGUACAUUGUCGAAAGGUUUUCAGACAAAAAUAUAAUUUUGAUUCUUUGUCACUUCUUGAAUUCUAUGGAAUAUUUGUUUUCAGAAUCUUCUAAAACUUAGCACACUACUUGCAUUUUGUCUUUGGAUUCUGUAGGGUGGUAGUCAGCUUUGUGUUCUUUUGUCUGUGAUUUGUUUUUAAGCUAUCCUGAAAAUCACUGUAAUAUAUAUAUAUACCAUGUAGAUUUUUGUAGAAAGUGACAAACGUGUACUCAUUUUUUAUAUCCUGAGAAAAAUUUGGCAUUGAAGUUUGAUAAAAAAAUUUGUAAUUUAUGAUUGUAACUUUUGUGAAAGGUGCACCAUCAGGUCAGCAAAAGCUUUAAACAUGUUUAUAUAGGUCGAAAGUUUUAAACCUCUAUUUUGAUUGAUGACUUACAGUAUUAUUGUUUUGUUAGGAUUUUAUGGUCUGAGAUUCGCUUUGAUACAUUUUAUUAUAGUUUUUUUUGUUUUUACGUAUAGUAGUUUAAACUAAGUGAAUGCAAACAUUUGCUAUUUAUAACUAUGACUCAUUGUACACAUAGUAAAGAUAUUUUAUUGUAAUGUUUUAUAUUCUGGAGCUAUGUACUUAUGGACAUUAUUUACUAAUAUACACCAUCAGAGUUGAUAAAUUUGAGCUUUGUAAGCAUUUAUUUCAAACAUGCUGUAAAAAUGUAUAAAAGACUGAGAUUUGCCAUAAAUUUAUUGUUAAUGGCUGUAAUGUUGAGUAUUCCUACUUGGUAGCAAAUGUUUUAACAACAUUAGAACUUGUUAAGUGGAAUUGCAUGUUUUGAGUGAAUGAGAUUCAGUGUUUAAUUAUUCCAAGUCAUUUUUGUAGUUAAUGUUUUGUUGAGGUGCUCUUUUUCUUACAGUAGCACGUUAAAGCAAGCAACAACGAUAGAAUAUAAGCUCAUGUAUGUUACUGAUUUACUUAUUGAGAUGCAUUUCAUUUAACUUACUAGUGUUCAAUGAAAUUAACUUUUACACUAUUAUGAAAAAAAUAAACUAUUUGAAGUAUA
Messenger RNA from Limulus polyphemus (Atlantic horseshoe crab), 2230 nucleotides. Its product is annotated as cytochrome b-245 light chain-like. Gene Ontology annotation, biological process: superoxide anion generation. Bases 328 to 738 code for a protein of 136 amino acids. NCBI's taxonomy places the organism in Eukaryota, Metazoa, Arthropoda, Merostomata, Xiphosura, Limulidae. The transcript is spliced from 7 exons. Gene Ontology annotation, cellular component: NADPH oxidase complex. Gene Ontology annotation, molecular function: heme binding. The record is from RefSeq and is a predicted model, not a curated record.